Messenger RNA from Trametes versicolor FP-101664 SS1, 1781 nucleotides. RefSeq lists its product as uncharacterized. The record is from RefSeq and is a predicted model, not a curated record. Lineage: Eukaryota; Fungi; Basidiomycota; Agaricomycetes; Polyporales; Polyporaceae. The transcript is spliced from 2 exons. The coding region runs from base 1 to 1470 and encodes 489 amino acids.
AUGCCACAAGUAUACCGCAGACAUUCAGACUACAAUCCCCGCACGCCCGUCGUGCCCCGACGCCGCUCGAGUAUGGCGCCACCGGGCCCCCAGCCGACGGACGCCGACGAUUCCAUCGUCCUCGCCGACCUCGUGCGCACGGGAGAAGCCUCCCGGCUUCGAAGACGAGGCGCAAUGCGUCUCGACCACGGGCCAACCGCUCCUACCCGUGUACCUAUCCCCAGUGCAAGCACUGCCGGACCCAGUUCUUACGCACCAUCUGCGCGCCCUAUCAUCAUCGAGCCCUCUCGUACUCCGAGUCCUGAGCUCAAUCCAGACGACAACGGAGGAGACGAAUACACCUACACCGCCGGGCCAGCGUGGAGAGGCGUGGACGCCUUUCCCAGUCGCGACUCCGGACGCGCGGAGGGCGUCCAGACCGUGGAGAUAUUGAGCGAGAAUAUACAGGCUGGUCAAUCAUAUAUCCUGUACUGCGGAGGCGAAGACGCUGCUCUCUCCGACGACGAAGAGGACGAACGCCCGCCGCCUUUCCAGCCCUCCCUCUUUCCCAUCAUGCCACCUGCAGGCGGUCGCUCUUCAAGACCGCAGCGCAAGUCAAUACGAAAGACAAACGGCUGCGGCGCCCUCGUUCAUGUGCGUGCGUAUCCCCAGCGCCCACGCGGCGUAUGGAUGGCCAAGGAGGAGGCGUCUGAGACCGUGGUGGGUCUAGACGCGCAGUAUUGCGACCACUCAUCCAUGGACAAAAUGCUCAAGAGCGCGUGUGGCUGCAUCCGGGAAGGAAUAGGCUGUUCAGUCUGUGGGAACACGCUUGGAACGCGCUAUGUGCCCUGUCAAGCGGCCUCCGAGAGUUUCUUUUCUCCCAGCCCAUCGGCCUCCGCAGCGGCGCCGCCUCCCAGACCGAUGCGGCCAUUUGGGCCGAGCUAUUGGAACGCACGCCCAGCGUCGCAACAUCGGCAGAAUCCUUCGGGGCCGUCGCGCGUCUCACCGUCGUCGUACUACACGUUCUUCGCUGAUCGUGUGUCCUCCUCACCACCGUGCCAGCCUUCACACACAUCCGCGGUCUUUACCCCGGAGAUGUCUCGCAGAGCCCCGAGCCGCGCGGGCUCUCCUGAGGUCAUUGACUACGGAUACAGGUGGACGGCCUCUCCCAUACCGGCCGCCGCUGUUCUCCCCAGCGGCGAUACCUCCGCUAGCUCAAAUUUCGUGACCACCCCCCUUUCACCGGUCUUCACACUCCCGCCCCUCCCAGCCAUAACCCGUACACCCAGCCAGAUGCGCCCUCCGUCGGCGCCUAUACGUGUUCCGCGCGUAGCAUUGGAUAUACGCUCCGCCGACGGAGCCCUGGGCAAUUCAAGCGGUGAGUCCGGGUUGCAGCUGGGAAUGGAUGUCGACCCCGACGGGGUACCGCUGGUUGACAUGGAGGUCCCCGGCUCUCCGGACAAAGAGGGGAUGUCGUGGCCGGGACGUUGAACAUUCCCGCCGCACCUGCCGCUUCACACACAUUCCUCUCCCCAUAGAUGCUACGGACUCAGUAUGGUCCCCCGACGGACUCACGACCACGACGACUUUCUUGCUUAAACUUGUCAGGACGCAGGUGCACGAUGUUUCGCACGACGCGCCCUCCCCUAGCUCCGCAUUGUUAUAGGGCCGGGUGGGCGGUCGGUCGUAUGGUUUCCAUUCCCGUGCCUUUCCAUAGACCACUUUCGCAUCCUGUUUAUACCAUCAGCUCAUACCAUCUGUCCGUGUAGUAUAUAUCUUUGCUUACGCUAUGUACCUCUCGA